GCUCCCGGCCCCGCAGCCAGGCCGCGGCUCCCUCCCUCCCUCCCGGCUGCGCUCGCUCUGCUCCGCCCGGCAGCGGGGCCGGCCCGUGGCGAGGCGGCGCCGGGACUCUGCCCAGCCCGGAGCGGGAGCGGAGCUCGGCCGGGCCGGGCCCGCUGGAGAAGCCCCGCCCGCCCGGGGGGGCCAUGGCCGAGCGGGCCGCUGCCCAGGUCCCGAUCCUGGAAACGCUUCCAGACUUGCAUCACUUCUGCCCUGCAGGGAGUCCCCUUGGCUUCAGGGAGACCGCUGACCCGUGGGGCACGGCCGGGGCAGGGGGCUGCUGCACUGAGUCCUUGCACGUUAGCUCUGCACGACACAGACCGUCUGCGGCUCAGGAAUGGGAUGCAGAGUCACAGCACCUGAUGUCUUCCCAGCCUGAACGAACCUCUGUGCAAACAGCAGAGAUUUCAAUGUGGACCCUAGUGGCUGCCAUCCAAGCUGUGGAGAGGAAGGUGGAUUCGUUUGCCACACGGUUGCUGAGUCUGGAGGGGAGAACUGGGAUGGCUGAGAAGAAAAUAUUUGAGUGUGAGAAAACCGAGUUGGAGUUUGGGAACCAGCUGGAGAGUAAGUGGACUGUGCUGGGAACUCUGAUCCAGGAGUACGGGCUGCUGCAGAGGAGGCUGGAGAACAUGGAGAACCUGCUGAAGAACAGGAACUUUUGGAUCCUGAGGCUUCCUCCUGGUAUUAAUGGAGAAGUCCCAAAGGUGCCGGUGAUGUUUGAUGACAGCGCCGUCUUCUCCCAGGAGGAGUGGGAGAACUUAGAAGACUGGCAGAAGGAGCUGUACAAGAAUGUGAUGAAGGGGAAUUAUGAAUAUAUGAUCUCACUGGACUAUGCAAUUUCCAAACCUGACAUCCUGUCCCGAAUUGAGCGAGGAGAAGAGCCAUGUGUGAGGGGUCAGCGGGAGUCGGAGGAAAGAGAAACCACUGCAGAUCCCAGCACAGCGUCUGCGAUUUCUAUCCUCGAAACCGCCGCUGAGAUUAAACAAGAGGAAGAGCCAAUUGCUGAGGAGCAGCAGGAUGCAGAAGAAAGAGAAGCCCCUACAGAGCCCAUGGCAGCCGACACCUGGCUCACCAGCCACGAGAAGAACAAGGAGCAGGAUUCACAGGAGCUGGAGCCACACUGGACUGCGGCUCAAAGACCGGAAGAGAAUAUUUACCAUAGUGCUGAGCACGGCCUUCCCUCCAACGGUCCAGACAUGACCCUGGCAGUACAUAUGCCAGAGAAACCCACCCAGCACGAGAGAGACUUCAGCCCCUUGAAAGCCAGCACCGUGUGCCUGGGGGCCCCCGUGACGGAGCGACCCUAUCUCUGCUCCGAGUGCGGGAAGUGCUUCAGCCGCAGGGAGCACUUUGUGCAGCACCAGCGCACCCACACGGGCGAGCGCUCCUACGUGUGCCCCGAGUGCGGCAAGGGCUUCACGCAGCAGUCCAACCUCACCAACCACUACCGCACCCACACCGGGGAGCGCGCCCACGUGUGCCCCGAGUGCGGCAAGGGCUUCAUGCAGCAGUCCAACCUCACCAACCACUACCGCACCCACACCGGCGAGCGCGCCCACGUGUGCCCCGAGUGCGGCAGGGGCUUCAUCCACCAGUCCACGCUCACCACCCACCUCCGCACCCACACCGGCGAGAAGCCCUACCAGUGCAGUGUGUGCGCCAAGUGCUUCAGCCGCCUCUCCACCCUGCUGGAGCACCAGCGCACCCACACCGGCGAGAAGCCCUACAAGUGCCCGGAGUGCGAGAAGCGCUUCAGCCGCCUCUCCACACUGGUGGAGCACCGGCGCACGCACACUGGCGAGAAGCCGUACAAGUGCGCCCAGUGCGAGAAGAGCUUCACCCGCCUCACCAACCUGACCAUGCACCAGAACACCCACGCCGGCGAGCGCGCCUACAAGUGCACCCAGUGCGGCAAGAGCUUCGCCCAGAAGCCCUACUUCCUCAAACACCUGCGCAACCACACCAAGGAGAAGCUCUACAAGUGCCUGGAGUGCGGCAAGAGCUUCGUCUGCCACUCCUGGCUGGUGCGCCACCAGAUGAUCCACACGGGCGAGCGGCCCUACCAGUGCGGCGAGUGCGGGAAGAGCUUUGUGCAGAAGGAGCACCUCUUGAAGCAUCAGCGCGUCCACACGGGCGAGCGGCCCUUCCAGUGCUCCGCCUGCGCCAAGAGCUUCCGCUGCCAGCAGUCCCUGAGGCUGCACCAGUGCGCACACACCAGCCAGCAGGGCGGCACGCCGGCCACGGCGGGGGCCGAGUUCAAGAACCAGCUGCUGUACCUGAAAAUGGAAAAUACUGGGUAGUAGGGGUCGAGCCCUGCGUUGGGAGCUGCACGGGGAGAGCCUCCCCCAGAGACUAGCCAGAUCCGCCCCAUAUGAAACACUGCAGUGAAUCCCACGCCCUCUCUGCAUGCCAGAUGGGAGGGGAGCGCUCGAUGCGAGGUGACGCAGGACCGUAUUGAAUGUGAGCUGCAAGCAGCCAUUACGUGCCGCGCCUGGGGAAGAGACCCCACGACGGACUGAACAAUGCGUUGGAAGCAUCUAAGCAGCCGCAGCUGUUUUGUUUGUACGAACAGUCUCCUGACCGCUGGCACCGCCGGUGGGAACGUCGCCAGCAGGCUGUGCUCUGCAGGGAUGGGUAGUGCAGGCCUACGAGCUACUGUAACAUGAACAACUUCCUACCACGACUGAAGAAGUGGAGCAGAGGCUGUUGGGAGUGAGCGUCGGCAGGCGUGCUGGGUUAACAGUACUUUGUCCUCCAGGGUGCUACAGACAAACGCACUCUGCUUGCCCGUGCUGGACGGCUUCCCGCAGUCCGUACGGCUGGGGGCUCGGACGUGCGGUGAGGCUGAGAAGUGCCUGCAUUUGCAGUGCAAGCCAGGGGCAGAGCCAGGUCUACACUACAGGCCGCCUAUGCUCUUACCACUGAGCCUCACCACCUUCAGCCCUCCUGAAAUGGAAGCCGAGCUCCACCCUGGCGGAUGAGAGCAGGUAUGCAGCGUCUGGCUCGCCUGUCUGUGGAAGCGAUUGGCAAACUCGAAGCAGUGAUUUCUGGUCUACUGGUGACCGGUUCUAUUUGUGACAUUCCUGCUUCCCAUGCAGCUGGUGGGGGGGUGAUACCCUCAAAUACCCUGGAGCAGCAGCAAAAAAUAAACUUAAGCUGGGUGCAGGGUGGUCAAAGCGGGAGUGUCAGUGAGGUGUGAUGUUCUGCCGCAGGAAGGCCGACUCUAGGAGUAUUUCACUGUAAAGGUCAAAACACGUAAUUCAGAAGUUAAAAGGGCUAGGGGAGAAUUGGAGCCAAGCUCAAUUCCGAUGACCAUCGCCUGACCUAGGAGUAGUGUGGGUGCUUGUGAGAACUCUCCAGAGCAGCCACUGCAUCUGCCACAGCAGCGCUAACUACAACGGAGCGUCCAGUUGGGGGUUCAGCCCUCCCCCACUAAUCACACAGCAGAUCUGCUCUGGCUACGAGCUAUUUACCUUCCCAAUAGCCGCCUGCAGGCCUUCCUCAAAUGAGACCUUCAGCUACGAGCUUUUGAAGCUUUCAGGCCUGUCUACACAGCUGGGUUUGUUCGUUUUUGGGGGCCUUGACUCCCUGAGGAGAUGACAGGUAACAGUUCCCUGCAGAGCAGCUGUGAUCAUACCUGUGUUUGCAGGUCUGCCAUGGGCCUAGCUGGGGUUUGAUCGGUGCAUUCUGGGCUGCUGUUCUGUAGUGCUUCAGCAGGAGCUAGAGCACCCAAAGCAGAGGAUAUUGGGAACCGUUCGGAAAGGGAUAGUUAAGGCAGAAACUCUCAAAAUGACGCGCUACAAAUCCAAGGUGCAACCACACCGUGAAUAGUGAGUGCAGUCCUGGCCACUGCCUCUCACAAAAGCUUUUUAGAAUUGGAGAAGAUACAGAGAAGGGUAACCAAAAUGAUUAGGGUUAUGGAACGGCUUCUAUAUGAGGAGAGAUUAAAAGACUGGGACUUUUCAGCUUGGAAAAGAGACGGCUAAGGAGGGAUAUGACAGGUCUAUAAAAUUAUGACGGGUGGAGAAAGUAAAUAAGGAAAUGUUAUUUACUCUUUCCCAUAAGACAGGAAUUAGGGGUCACAUAUAAAAUUAAUAGGCAGCAGUUUAAAAAAAAAAAGUAUUUUUUCACCCAAUGCACAGUCAAUCUGUGGAACUCCUUGCCAGAGGAUGUUGUGAAGGCAAAGACUAUAUCAGGGUUCAAACAAGAACCAGAUAAGUUCAUAGAGGAUAGGUCCAUAAAUGGCUAUUAGCCAGGAUGGGCAGGGAUGCAACCCUAUGCUCUAUCUGUAGCCUCUGUCUGUCAGAAGUUGGGAGUGAACAACAGGGUGGAUCACUCCAAAAUGCCCUGUUCUGUUCAUUCCCUCUGAAGUUCCUGGCAUUGGCCACUGUCAGAAGACAAGAUACUGGGCUAGAUGUACUAUUGGUCUGACGCAGUGUAGCUGUUCUGUUCACAGGGGCUAGUGAACCCCAGCAUGUCCUUCUGCAAUGAGCAGGUGUGAAGGAGAAGAGCCCAAACCAAAUCCCGGCAUCACUAGGGGGUUCCCUAUGCUGUAUAGUAAACAGCGCACUGACUUGGCUAUUGUGCCAUAGUUGUGUGCUGGCCUGGAUCUCCAGGCAAGGGAAGACACUGUCAGCUGCCUGUUGCUGUGUGUUUACCUUGUGGGCUAACACAGGCCAAGCUAAUCAGCAGUCACCAGGGCCACACUGUUGCGAACAUCAUUCUGGGCUGUACUAGCCAAGAGCAUUGUAAGCAAGACACGAGAAGUAAUUCUUCUGCUUUCCUCCAUGCUGGUUAGGUCACAGCUGGAGUAUUGCGUCCAGUUCUGGGUGCCACAUUUCAGGAAAGAUGGGGGCAAACUGGAGAAAGUCCAGAGAAGAGCAACAAAAAUGAUUGAAGGUCUAGAGAACAUGACCCAUGAGGGAAGACUGAAAAAAUUAGGUUUGUUCAGUCUUGAGAAGACUGAAGGGGCAGACCUGACAACAGUUUUCAAGUACACAGAAGGUGGUUACAAGGAGGGAGGAAAAUGGUUCUCGUUAACCUCUGCGGAUAGGACAAGAAGCAAUGGGCUUAAAUUGCAGCCCGGGAGGUUUAGGUUGGACAUUAAGAAAAACUUUCCAACUGUCAGGGUGGUUAAGCACCUGAACAAAUUGCCUAGGGAGGUUGUGGAGUCUCUGUCAUUGGAGGUUUUAAGAACAGGUUAGACAAACGCCUGUCAGGGAUGGUCUAGUUAUUACACUUCUACCCCGAUAUAAUGUGGGUUUGCAUUGUGUCGAAGUGGGACUGUUUGUAAUGUUUCCUCUGAAUACUGUGUGGGUGCCUCAGUUUCUGGCCAACACUCUGUCUCCUGGCAACUAAUGGCCUGGGCCGUUCCCCCCUGCAAGGGAAUGCUAAAGCGGUGGGAGAGCAAAGAGAUCAAGUGACCUCCUGGCCCGGGAAAGGAACUCAGCAGAGGAGGAGGGGCUGGAGGGGGUUUCAGUUUGGGGCUGGCUGGGGAUGGGAAGUGAGUGCAGACAUGGGUGUCUGGCUCGCUGCCCCCCAGGAUGGACACGGCUGAGGGGUCCUGUUCUCUGUACGUACAAGCUCUGUUUUAGACCGUGUUCCUGUCAUUGAAUAAACCUCUGUUUUACUGGC
This is a messenger RNA of Gopherus flavomarginatus (Mexican gopher tortoise), 5670 nucleotides long. Its product is annotated as zinc finger protein 436-like. Lineage: Eukaryota; Metazoa; Chordata; Testudines; Testudinidae. Bases 183 to 2336 code for a protein of 717 amino acids. Gene Ontology annotation, molecular function: DNA-binding transcription factor activity; RNA polymerase II cis-regulatory region sequence-specific DNA binding. The transcript has 7 exons. Gene Ontology annotation, biological process: regulation of transcription by RNA polymerase II. The record is from RefSeq and is a predicted model, not a curated record.